Messenger RNA from Saccostrea cuccullata (small rock oyster), 2343 nucleotides. Its product is annotated as major facilitator superfamily domain-containing protein 6-like. NCBI's taxonomy places the organism in Eukaryota, Metazoa, Mollusca, Bivalvia, Ostreida, Ostreidae. The transcript is spliced from 2 exons. The coding region runs from base 190 to 2037 and encodes 615 amino acids. Gene Ontology annotation, cellular component: membrane. The record is from RefSeq and is a predicted model, not a curated record.
UUUUAUUUUAAAUGUGAAAUUCGCCACGCCAUCAAUUACGACAAUCGGAAGCAAACAGUUGGAAACAUGUUGCAAUGUCAGAAAGCUGGUUGACUGUUUAGUGGUCAGGAAAUGUAUCUGUUCGAAUGACCUGAACAGCUAAAACUUUUGAUGUGAAAUAGAGAGACCAUCCCAGCCCCAAAUAACAAAAUGCCAGUUGAAGUAACAGCACCAGUUAACCUAACACGAUCCAUCUUCCUCUGCAACCUAUUCAGCUUCUUCUUUUCAGCCAGUAAAUCAUGUCUUCUUCCAUUCCUAACGAUAUAUUUACGACUUCUGGGACUAACAGCAACACAGACAGGAUUCGUAAUUGGAGCAAAAACAUUUUCAACCUUUAUAUUUGCUCCUAUAUGGUCAAAGUGUGCAAUUCAGUUUCACAGAAGAAGGUUAGUUUUGAUGAUAGCCUUGUUUAUGAUGGCAGUUACAUACUUACCUCUGACCUUGCUAACAAACUAUAGUCCAUCAAUGGAGAGUUGUGACUCACAAUCAACACAAAAGAGUACACCAUCAUUGCCAGUGACACAAUCACCUAUUCAUAUUAACAGCACACACAGCUUGCCACCAGUACACAGUUUAAUGCCAAAGAGUUCUACAGUCGGUUCACCAGUCCCAUUUACUACCUCUCCAACAACUGUGAGUAGUACUGUUGUAAGAACUGUUCCAACCAAAGAAAAGAAGGAUGAUGAGGAUCAAGUUCUUAACCAGGUCAAGGCCAUUUUAAUCAACACUGGUAUUAUGGAAAAGGAAAAGGUGAAGAUGCUCACAGCAGAAGACAUUUUUCAAAAAUAUAAGUUAAUAGCAGAGAAUAAAGAGGCAAUAGAUUCACUAAGAAAAUUUCUAUCUGAAGAUGAAAAAGCUGUGAUAAAAGAUUUUUUAAGCAGAUAUGGUGUGUCAGUCCGACAGAGAAGAGAAAUAUCCACUAAAAACAUAUCAGAUGCAAUUUUGAAAAAAAUUCAUGAAAAGAUAGAGCAGGCCAAGCAAAACCUCUUCAUUGUUGUGCUAGUGAUACUCAUUGUUGGAGAAGCUUUCUGUUCACCUGUUGAAAAAAUUGCAGACGACUCAUGGUUUGAAUUUUUAGAGCAAAUUGAUGACAUGGAAAAGUAUGGCAAGCACAGAGUAUGGAGCUCCUUGGCCAACAUGUUCUUCCCUGUCAUUGUGACUUUAGUGGUUGACAACACCACAUGUCUCUUUGAUUUAAAAGUUUAUCCUUUCAUGUUUCAUUUUUAUGCAUUUGGAGCUCUACUUGGGAUCACAUUUCUGAUAAGUUUUCUCUACCCUGUUCCAAAUGCCCCAAAAUCUAAGUACAAGAGUAAGUUGGGAACAGCAAUGAGAAAAGUGUGCUGCACAUGUGGAGGCCUGCUAUACAUGCUCACCUUGGUCAUCAUGGGUUUUAUUUUUGCAUCACAUAGCAACUUUCUUUUUUGGUUGAUUCAGGACUUGAAAGGGAAAGAAAUCACCAUGGGUUUAUGCAUACUUGUUGCAAGUCUCUCUGAAUUGGUGGUUCUGGUUUUUAGUUCCAGAUUGGUUAAGAUAUUAGGUAAUGGUGGAAUGAUCAGCAUUUCGUUGUUGUGCCUUGCUGGACGCCUGCUUUAUUACUCGUAUUUGUGGACCCCUUGGGCUGUCCUUCCUGUUGAAAUUUUCCAUGCCGUGACCCACACCAUGAUGUGGUUUGUCGUGCUGAGUAACAAAGCAUUCCGAGUUAGUCCUACUAUAGACAGAGCAAUCAGGUCCGUUUUGUCUUCCGCUUAUUUCGGUGUUGGUUUUGGAGUUGGGAGCCUGGUGUCUGGUGUCAUGUAUGAUCAGUAUGGCAUCCGCAUACUGUUUAGGGCACUUUCUAUUCUGUCUGUUGGCUGGUGUCCUGUAUUCUUCCUACUACAGAGAUGUUGUCAGCCUAAACAAGACAAUGAGAUUAAAUAUACACAACUGCUCCAGUCAGACGACCACUCUGAUGAUGAUGUAGAAGAUGACUGGUUGGAGCAUGCCCUUAAGGACAGAUAGAAAGUGGGUGGCUGGCUAAAGCAUGCCUUCUAGGACACAAAGAAAGCAUUCCUGUAGAAUCUCAGCAUAGAUGCAUUUCAUUUACAUACUGUAAUUUAAUUAUUUAUGUAAGCUUAUUGUUAUUGUAAAUAGAAGGUUUUUAAGUGUAUUUGAAUAAGAUUAUUUUGUAUGAAACUACUUCUACAAAUGUUUCCAUGCAUUAUAGAAAUCCAAGAAGGAAGCUUUAUGUUUAUUUAUUUCCUUUUUACUUUGUCUGUAGUUUAUUUGUUUACAUCAUCAAGGAUAGCUUUAAGUUUAAUAGAAAUA